Molecule: messenger RNA, 291 nt
Organism: Clonostachys byssicola
Lineage: Eukaryota; Fungi; Ascomycota; Sordariomycetes; Hypocreales; Bionectriaceae
Source: the annotation of a GenBank genome assembly
AUGAUCUUCAAUAAGUCUGCAUUCCUUUUGGCGCUCGUCACUGCCGCGCUUGGAGCACCGAGCAUGAUCGCUAUCGAGGUUCCCGAGCAAGACCCUGCGCCUGUCAAUGACGGUCGGGUUGUUAUCAACGUGUUCGGAGGCGGCGAGAACGACACUCCGGCAUGGCCUACUUGUCGACCUGAUGGCACCAAGUGCAAAUUCAACUCCAGCUGCUGCUCCGGCUACUGCAGUUGGCAUGGGGGCUAUAAGUGUGCUCCGAAAAAAUCCAAGGCGGCGGAUGACGAGAUGUGA